AUGAUAAAAGGCAUCUCUCGCAUUCUAGCGCUUCUUGUUGCGCUAGCCUCGCUACGAACAACCACGGCAGCCGCAGAAGAGAUCUGCUAUGAUACUCUCAUCAUAGUCCAACACCAGCCCGUAGAGCUGGUAUGCUCUGGGACCACGCUGUACAGCACGUUUAUAGAUACCAUUACCGAGCACCGCAUCCCCUAUUAUUCUACGGAUAAACAAGAACCGGACGGCAAGCGCGACAGGCUCGGGAUCUUCACAUGGACCCAUUCCCUCAUCGUCUUCCGGCUCCAAGAACUCCAUUCCAACCUCUGCAUUGAUCCCAACCUCGUCUUCCGCAAUCUCAUCAUCUGGCAAUGGAUCCAAAAUCAGCACAUCAACUUCAACCGCAGCUACAACAGCUUCUACAGAUACAGCCUCUUCACCAGCAUCAACCUCGGCCUCCAGCACGGGAGAGGCAAAUCCAACCAACCCUUCUACUUCAUCAGCUACUUCGACAGACUCGAGCUCUUCUACUCCAUCGUCAGAAGUGUCCUCUACAGCAUCUUCCACGUCGCCUUCAACUUCGUCCUCGACUUCUACAACAUCUUCCGAGGACCUGCCGACAACCUAUACGCCCCGCCCACCUCCCUCUACGGAAACUUCUUCUACAACCGAAAAUCCUUCUACAACCACAAAUCCUUCUACAACCACAAAUCCUUCUUCGACUACGACUUCUUCUUCGACUACGACUUCUUCUUCGCCUACGACUUCUUCUUCGCCUACGACUUCUUCUUCGCCUACGACCUCUUCUUCGCCUACGACCUCUUCUUCGCCUACGACCUCUUCUUCGACUACGGCCUCUGCCUCAACUACAACUUCUUCCACAGCUCCGACAACCUCAUCGACAACAAGCUCCUCAACAACCAGCUCAUCAUCCAGUUCAAGCCCAUCCAAAACUACCUCUACAACGACUUCGUCUACUCCUACAAAUUCACCCUUGCCAGAGUGCCCUACAUGUGA
Molecule: messenger RNA, 993 nt
Organism: Akanthomyces muscarius
Lineage: Eukaryota; Fungi; Ascomycota; Sordariomycetes; Hypocreales; Cordycipitaceae
Exons: 4
Coding region: 1-993 (330 amino acids)
Source: RefSeq, a predicted model, not a curated record